AGCCAAACAGUUACAGGAGCCCGUAUUGGGUAACAUGGGGGACGAUAGAGUAACGAAUGUCGCCGAGUUAAAGCCCGGAAUGAAGGGGGUUUCAUGUUUAUUUAUUGUCCUGGAUAUUGGCGAGCCAACGAAAACGAAAGAGGGCCACACUGUUCGUAGCGUUUUGGUGGCCGAUAGGACCGCUUCUAUAAGCUUGUCAGUAUGGGAUGAGUGGGGAGAAGCAGUAAGAAGUGGAGACAUUCUCAAAUUGACGAAAGGAUAUGCUUCUCUGUGGAAAGGAAGUCUGACUCUUUACAUUGGUCGAACAGGAGUACUGCAAAAAGUUGGAGAGUUUACAAUGGUGUUCUCAGAUACUCCAAAUAUGAGUGAAAAGCACUUCGAUGGAUCAGGUAUUGCUGGAUCCAAUGAAUCAUUUGUGGGCCAAUCUCAAUCUGGUGGUGAAAGUCAGUCGUUUGUUGGGAAAGGGUCUUCAUCUACUGAUCAGAGACAUAUUGCUCAUGUUCAUCAUCAAGAAGUAGCACCACCACAAUUAGGACCUCGACCAGCUGUCAGCUCACGACAUCAAAUGGAGGGUCAUGGAGGCCUGCGACCUCUGAUGGGUGGUGAACGUAUCCGACAGGUUCACCGACCAGGAGGAAGGAAUCAUCUCCAUGGACAUUACAGUCAGAGACCUCAGGCAGAACAACCAAGAAACAACCAUUGGUGAUAACCUUAAUUAGCUACUAUAAGUUCAAAUGCUUGUGUUGCAUGUGAUGAGUUGGUACAUAGAACAUCUAGAUAAUGCUUAGCCAUUUAAUUAAUACAGUAUACUCG
Messenger RNA from Corticium candelabrum, 813 nucleotides. Its product is annotated as SOSS complex subunit B1-A-like. Gene Ontology annotation, cellular component: SOSS complex. The coding region runs from base 35 to 706 and encodes 223 amino acids. Gene Ontology annotation, biological process: double-strand break repair via homologous recombination; mitotic cell cycle checkpoint signaling; response to ionizing radiation. The transcript is spliced from 5 exons. Gene Ontology annotation, molecular function: DNA binding. The record is from RefSeq and is a predicted model, not a curated record. Lineage: Eukaryota; Metazoa; Porifera; Homoscleromorpha; Homosclerophorida; Plakinidae.